This is a messenger RNA of Paramecium tetraurelia, 843 nucleotides long. RefSeq lists its product as uncharacterized. The record is from RefSeq and is a predicted model, not a curated record. NCBI's taxonomy places the organism in Eukaryota, Ciliophora, Oligohymenophorea, Peniculida, Parameciidae. The transcript has 5 exons.
AUGAAAGUAGUUCAAAAUCCAACACAAUAUUUCUUUGAAUAAUCAAACAAUCCACCAACUGAAUAUUUAUCAAAGAUCAAUGAAUUUGUCAGCAAAUUGCUUAAUCAAAGAUAAUGCAUUUUAUGCAAGAAUGAUUACAAUAUGAAAGACAGGUUGCCAAGAAUAUUGAUUCAUUGUGGACAUACAAUUUGCACAGCUUGUCUCACCAAUUUUUACAGAAAUAGAAGAGUAAGAUGUCCGCUCUGUUUAAAAUUAAUUAAGCAUCUUGAUUCAGUUGAUAGAUUACCAAUUAAUCAUACUAUUUUCACUAGAAUGGCUGACGAUAUAAACAAUAAGAGCAAAUAACAUGGGGGAACAGAAGUCAUAGAUCCACAAUAAUAUUUAUUUACACAAUUCCAAUAAUCAGCAUUAUAAUCACAAAAGGCACGUUAAUAACAAUAAAAUGCAUAUCCUUAAGUGGAUCCAGAUUCAGGAUUGGAGUUUUGUGAGUUUCAUAAUGAUAGAGUGAAACAUUUCUUUUGUAUGAAACAUAAGGUGACCUGUUGCAGAGUGUGUUCAGAGAUGAUUCAUUCAAAGAAAGAUUGCAUUGUGGUGGAUUUAUAUGAAAUUGAAGAUGUGCCUUAGUUUUUGAAGGAAGCUUACAAAUUGAAUGAGGAUAAUGCAUAAUAGUAAAAUCAAAGAAGAGAAGAUAUGGGUUUCAUUUAGGAUGGAGAAGGAAAUGAUGGUGACAACUAGUUUAAUGAUGAUGAUUUGGAAGAUGAAUUUGAGGGAAACAGCGUUCAGAGCAUAUGAAUAUUUUAAAUAUUAAUAGUCAUUUAUAUCUAUAGUUUUGAAUCUAUUGAA